Ceratitis capitata (Mediterranean fruit fly) is the source of this 740-nucleotide messenger RNA. Its product is annotated as TP53-regulated inhibitor of apoptosis 1-like. The record is from RefSeq and is a predicted model, not a curated record. The transcript is spliced from 2 exons. The coding region runs from base 146 to 406 and encodes 86 amino acids. NCBI's taxonomy places the organism in Eukaryota, Metazoa, Arthropoda, Insecta, Diptera, Tephritidae.
UUGCAAUAAUCCUAUUGGAUUAUAUCUGACGGAACUUUACUCGUGUACUUUUAUUGCAUGGUUCAAUAAAUAAUCUAUAUCGUUUGUAAUUUCAAGAUAUUUGGUCGAUUUUAAGAAUCCAGUUAUAAGUAAAAAAAUUCUUGUCAUGAAUAGUUUGGGUGAUGAUUGUACGGAAUUAAAAAAACAAUAUGAUGCUUGCUUCAACUCUUGGUUUUCCGAACAUUUUCUCAAGGGUCGUCAUGAUGAUUCUCUGUGUGCGCCAAUUUUUAAGGUUUAUCAAGAUUGUGUAAAGCGCGCUAUGCGUGAGCAGAAAAUAGAACUUCGCGAAAUUGAAUCGGAAAUCACUACCGGUGAACAAAACCAUGAGCAGCAGCAACAAGAAAAACCAGAUCACACAAAGAGUUGACCCAUAUUAAAUAGUGAUCUUUCCAACACCACUGAUAGCACGUCAGCUACCGCAGGUAUACCAACCUGUUUGGCUGGUUACGAGAAGCCUCCUGCGAGCAAAGGAACAUACAAACGUGACAAUUCUGUUUCAUAAAACAUCUAAACCAGUAAUUAUGUGCUUACGUAUAUUAUAAUAAUGUUCACAGUAGUUGUAAACCAAAAAAAGACAACUUUUCGUUAUUCGAUAUAACAGCUGCACACAGCUUAGUUACUUUUAUUAGCUAAAAAAGAACAUAGAUUUCAAGUAUAACUGUUAAAAAACUAGCGUUAUUGUAUUGUACACAUAAAAAUUU